AUGACACCUCCACACACCCAGAAGACCGCGAGAAAGGCGAAGCCUAGGACGAACCCAGAUCAGCAAUUCGUCGACCAAGACAGUCACGAAUCCCUCAUCCGCUCCGGCACUGCAGAAUCCGGUAGCUUCACGACCGAGAAUGCUUCCAUCAAUACCGUCACGACUCCCUCCUCCGCUCCCGCACUGCAGAUGUCCGGUAGCUUUACAACUAAGGAUGAGUCCAUCAAGACCGUCCCCAAUUCCUCUACCGCUCCCGCAGUGCAUCGUGAAUCCCUCAUCCUGUCCGGUAGUGCAGCUAUGAGGUGGCUUUACAACCAAGAAUGCGUCGUCCAAUACCGCCGCGAAUCGCUCUGCCGAUUGGGUGGCUCAGUUAUCAAGCUACUAGAAGAGGAGGCGGUUGGCGAAGGAGAGGGUCAGGGAGGCGGCGUGGCGCGCCGAGACGAAGAGAUUGCGGAUGGCGAAGUGAGGGAGGACGAUGAGCACACAAAGGUUCUAGUGGCGGAGCACAUCCGCCAGAAGUACGCGUGCCUGGCGUUGGCUGAGCAGGAGAGUGCGAGGAAGCACGAGGAGCACACCCAGGCUCUCGUCGCGGAGCACCUCCGGCAGAAGCACGCACAGCGCGCUUACCAGGCCGCCGCCGCCCGUCUCGCCGCCAUGCUCCCUGAGCAUCUUCAGAUGGAUACCGGCAGCAAUGCCACCGCUGCCCACUAUGACGCUCCGAUUGACCGGGAGGAGGUCAACCGGAGGAUCGUAGCGGAGCGGAUGGCGGCCUUGCAGCCGGAUGAGGGUAGCGUGGUGCGGACUGUUGUGGUGGCUGCCCUGGUGGUAGCGGUUGGCGUCUGGUUGUGGUAGGGGGAUGGGGGCAAGGCAGGGCAGGAGGGGAG
Messenger RNA from Tricharina praecox, 884 nucleotides. RefSeq lists its product as uncharacterized. NCBI's taxonomy places the organism in Eukaryota, Fungi, Ascomycota, Pezizomycetes, Pezizales, Pyronemataceae. The transcript is spliced from 5 exons. The record is from RefSeq and is a predicted model, not a curated record. The coding region runs from base 1 to 852 and encodes 283 amino acids.